CAAAUGUCUUACAAACAUCACUAUUGUUAUGUUUUAGAAAUUAUAUUCUAAUAUUUGUGAGUGAUAAUUAUUUCUUGCUUUAUUGUUAAUGAUACAUUGAAAAAUGGAAAAGGAUGAAAAGCGAGCAUCAGUUGAUAACUUCAAUUCAACGGCUGAAUUGACAAGUAAUCCUGGAUUCCAAUCGUCGCUGAGUGUAACAUCGAAAGGAGAUGAAAAUUCAUACAAUCCGUUUGAAAACCGCAAUUUGGAACAUCCUAAUUCGGUUUUUGGAUCAAUUCUCCACCUGCUAAAAGCAUGUCUCGGCUCUGGUAUCCUGGCAAUGCCAGCUGCCUUCAAGAACUGCGGGAUGGUAACCGGCACUAUAGGAACACUGCUCGCUGGCCUCGUUUGCACUCAUACCAUACAUAUAUUCGUGAAAGCAUCACAAAAUAUUUGCAUCGACGCGAAAAAACCUUCAAUGAGUUUCGCUGAAACCUGUGGAGCGGUCUUCACUUACGGACCGAAAAGAUUACAAGCUUGGGGUGAAUUUGUCAAAACUCUAAUAGAUUACUCAAUGACUUUGACAUACAUAAGUGUGUUAUGUGUGUAUAUUGUCUUCAUUGCAUCUUCGUUUAAAGAGGUGCUGGAUGUAGCCUUACCAGAGUACCAAAUAUCCAUUCAGAUGUACUGUUUCCUAACUCUGCUACCUCUGAUAAUAAUCUGCCAAAUACGAAACCUGAAAUAUUUGGUGCCGUUCUCAGCAAUCGCCAAUGUGAUGAUCAUGAUUGUGUUUGCCAUUACCAUGUAUUAUAUGUUCGUGGAUCUACCGCCCUUGAGUGAAAGGGAGAUGGUGGCUGACAUAUCUCAAUGGCCAUUGUUUUUUAGCACUGUUAUUUUUGCUAUGGAGGGUAUUGGCGUGGUCAUGCCAGUGGAAAACGAGAUGGCGAAACCGCAGAAGUUCCUCGGAUGUCCUGGAGUACUGAAUGUUUCAAUGGUCAUUGUGAUAGUUCUAUACGCCAUCUUCGGCUUUUUUGGAUAUCUUCAAUUUGGAGACGACGUCAAGGGCAGCAUUACUUUAAACCUUCCUCAAGACUCUAUUAUCGCAGAAUCCGCCACAUUAUUAAUGGCAGUUGUCAUAUUCCUCUCCUAUGCACUACAGUUCUACGUACCCAUGGAAAUGAUAACACGAUUGCUGAAGAAAAGACAAUCAAACAGAUAUGAGAAUAUCAUACAAGUGGCUAUAAGGAUCACAUUGGUUACUAUUACUGUUGCCAUUGCUGCAGCAUUCCCAAAUUUGGAGUUGGUAAUCAGCUUCGUUGGAGCGGUGUUCUUCUCAACUCUUGGACUUUUCAUUCCAGCAGUCAUUGACACCGUCUACCAUUGGGAGAGAGGUCUUGGGAAAUUCAAUUAUAUUCUUUGGAAGAAUUCUUUGAUUGGUAUUGUUUCAAUUAUUGCGUUGGUAUCUGGAGCAUAUGUGUCUAUUGUUGGUAUGAUACAGGAAUUUUCUGGUGAUCACGACGUCACUUUUAAUAACGAGACUUUAUCUUAUACGUAGCCUUACAUUACAAUGUUGUAAAUAGUUCUAAUUAUAUUUAAUGAUCAUCAUUGCCUGUAAUAUCUACUGCAGGAUGUAGAUCUCUUGAAAGCAAUAUGUGAACCUUCGCUUUCUAUAAUUAGAAAUAAUUAGACUACAGGAUCUGAAGGUCCCAUUCAAAUUCUUUUAAAAUUGAAAUUAAAUGUUCGUUUUCUUCAGAAUUCUCAAUCUAUUUGUGUUUCCACCAUAGGUAAUUGACUACUAAUAAAUAAACAGAUUGCAUCCGGUAACUGAAUAAUCCUGUAUAGCAACAUAGUGGUGCUGUUAUUAUUAUUAUUAUCAAAUUCUUUGCCGUGUCAUGUGCUUGAUACAAAAAAGUAAAAUCGAAUAUGGUAUGUAUCUUGUAGGUAUUGUAAAUACAAUAAAUAGUGAUGAUAUUAUAUUUGUCAACCGUAAUAGAAAUGAAGAGGUUCUCUAAUUGACUGCAUUUUUUUGUUUGUUAUUCUAUAUUUUCACGAAGACUGUACAUAUUUUAGUGAUACACGAAUCCAUACAUAUAGCUAUUCCCGUUUUAAUUAUUACUUGUUAGAACUGAAACUGUUAUUUUUAAGUGAACUAAGACACAUUUGCAACGAGAGUGAUUCUUAUUCUAAUAGUGUAUUUUAUCGAGGCAUCAGUGAAUGAUACAACGUAACCAGAUUACCAGGGAAGAUCUCGUGACCUCAUGGUGGUAACCCAACAGGUUACAUAUAGUGUUAGCAAUGGAGAAAUAGUAUCAAAUACUGAGAAUCCCCUUUACUUAGUGCAAGUUAGCAUUAAGGUUUACAUUACCAACCAUCCGACUUAGGAAUCUUAUGUAUAAAUAUUAAAGUGUUUUAUUUACUAUAAUGAAUAAUGAAAUACUUAUCAUCAUUAUUAUUUAUAACUACAAGUAUCAGAUUAGAAACAUAAUUAACUUGUAUGAUUUUCUAAGAGUGUUAAGCGAUUUGAUGCAUGAAUAAUUUAAACCAAAUUGGAUCUUUAAUUAUAUUUGUGCCAACAUAAAUUUAUGUUAUGAUAUAAUGUGCUUUGUAUAUAUAUCCUUACAAUGCUUUAUAUAUAUAUAUUUCGAAUUUGUUGUAUAGAAUUAUAACAAACUUAAAACGAUUAGAAAUAUGACCAAGUAUGUGAUGAAAUAUAAACUUGACUUAUAGAGUUAUAUAAAAUAUACGUAGAUUAAGCGAUUUUAUUGCGCGUCAUUAUUUGUUAAAUUAGUAAUUAGGAUUUUAUGUACCGUAAUAAUAAAUAUUUAUUUAUGUAUUAUCUACUUUAUGUAGAGCCGUGAAU
Messenger RNA from Achroia grisella, 2839 nucleotides. RefSeq names its product proton-coupled amino acid transporter-like protein pathetic. Bases 104 to 1534 code for a protein of 476 amino acids. Gene Ontology annotation, cellular component: vacuolar membrane. The record is from RefSeq and is a predicted model, not a curated record. The transcript has 10 exons. Gene Ontology annotation, biological process: amino acid transmembrane transport. Gene Ontology annotation, molecular function: amino acid transmembrane transporter activity. NCBI's taxonomy places the organism in Eukaryota, Metazoa, Arthropoda, Insecta, Lepidoptera, Pyralidae.